Messenger RNA from Candidozyma duobushaemuli, 1002 nucleotides. RefSeq names its product putative serine/threonine-protein phosphatase. Gene Ontology annotation, biological process: polyphosphate catabolic process. Gene Ontology annotation, cellular component: cytoplasm. Bases 1 to 1002 code for a protein of 333 amino acids. Lineage: Eukaryota; Fungi; Ascomycota; Pichiomycetes; Serinales; Metschnikowiaceae. Gene Ontology annotation, molecular function: phosphatase activity; endopolyphosphatase activity. The record is from RefSeq and is a predicted model, not a curated record. The transcript has a single exon.
AUGUUCAUUCCUGAGACCAGAGAGCUAGUUGGUAUUCGCAAAGUUGAGCCAGUCAGCUUUAUUUUGCUGCCUGUGCUGAGUGAAACUGCCAACCUGUGGAACCUUCGGAGCACGGAGUAUGUCACCGAGGUCAUGAAAGAGAGCGAAGUGGAGGAAUCCAGCGAAUUGUCUGUGCUCAAUGGUGACAAGGUGAAAAAAGAAAGGCUUAUUCUUAUUGGCGACAUCCAUGGGCAGUACAAGGAGUUCAAGAAGUUGCUCAGAAAGGUGAAGUACAACAAGAAGAGAGACCAACUACUCGUCUUGGGCGACUUCAUCACGAAGGGCCCUCACUCACUCAAGGUGCUCCAGUACCUCAUUGACAACGACAUUUCUUGUAUCAUGGGAAACCACGAGUACUACGUUCUUCAAAAUUACGCCAAGUAUCACGGCCUACCCCAACCACACUUUGUCAAUGGCACGAGCCUUCCGUUCAACGCUUUUGGUAGCUUCAAUGAUGACCCUGAGUUCUUGCUUGCCAAGAAACUACGCCCCAAGCAUGUGGAGUACAUCAACAAUUGCCCAGUGAUGAGGGAGCUCGGGAACGUGCCAUUGCAUUCCAAGAAAAACCUGGGUAAGACUGGCCAUGCAGAAGGCGUCGCUGUUCAUGCUGGUCUCAAGUGGGAUGCUCUUGAGGAUCUUAAUGAACAGGAUCCUGAAGACUGUCUCGAAAUGCGUUCCUACCUCGCGCCGUUCUACAACGAAACCACCGAUAACCCAGAUGACAAGAACGCAGUGUCUUGGUCCAAGAUAUGGAAUCAGAAACAGAAGGACGGAGAGUUAGACCGCUCAAUAGUAGUAUACUAUGGGCAUGAUGCUGGUAGAGGGCUCAAGCUCAAGAAGUAUUCCAAAGGCCUUGACUCUGGGUGCUACAAAGGCGACAAGUUGAGUGCCAUGGUCAUUUGGCAGGAGCAGGUGAAGCACAAGGUGAUGUACAAGGAGGCUCUCGUGCAGCAAAGGUGUUGA